CUUCUUUACGUUUGCGAACACUCUAGACCAACAGCUGUUUUGAUUUGCAAGAAAACAAGCGCCUUACUCGACUUGAUAAGAGCAAAGUUCAUUUUAAUUGCAGAACUAAGGAUUAUUUAAUAAACUUAACAACCGUGACAAGCUAUUAAAAUUAUCAUCCUUAGGUUUUUUAUAAUCCUUUCGAGUCCAUAUUUGGUAAACGAAGAAAUGGCUCUAAUUCCGGCCGUUACCCGACUCACCUCCUCCGUUAUCCGGAUAUUGGGCUGCAAUCCCAGUCCCAUGACAUUGCAGGGCACCAACACCUAUCUACUGGGCAGUGGAAGAAGGAGAAUCCUAAUCGACACCGGUGACGAGGAUGUGCCUCAAUACAUUGAGCACCUGAAUGACGUUCUGCAGCAGGAAAAGGCCUCCAUCGACACCAUACUGCUGACCCACUGGCACCACGACCAUGUGGGUGGUGUCAAGAGUAUUCUGGGUACCAAAUUGGUCGACAAGGAUUGCCGUGUGUUUAAGUUCCGGCGCACGGAUGCCCAAGAUGUAUGCCCUGAGAUCCCGGCUCACAUCAAGCUGCAUCCGUUAGCCCACAACCAGGAGUUCGCCACGGAAGGAGCAAAUGUGCGAGUGGUGCACACUCCGGGUCACACCACCGACCAUGUGGUGUUGGCCAUGAACGAGGGAACGCUUUUCAGCGGCGAUUGCAUUCUGGGCGAAGGUACCGCCGUAUUCGAGGAUUUAUUCGAGUACAUGAAGAGCCUCGAAAAGAUAUUGGACAUCAAGCCAAAGCGCAUCUUUCCGGGUCACGGCAAUGUGAUUGAAGAACCCAUUAGCAAGAUUGAGUACUAUAUAAACCAUCGCAAUCAGCGCGAGCACCAAAUCCUGCAGUUCUUUGUCGAUAGACCCAGUGAACGGUUGCAGGCAAUGGACGUGGUUCGCGUUGUCUACAAGGAGACUCCGGAAAAUCUUUGGCCCGCCGCCGCCUACAAUGUAAACCACCAUCUUAGCAAACUAGGAAAGGAGGGAAAGCUGAAGGUCACGAAGGAGGAGGAUGAAGAGUUUUAUGCCUUCCAGCCAACGAGCGCGCUCUAAAGUGGAUUUUUGUUUGAAUUUAUCUUCAUGAUUAUUUGGAUUGUAAAUAACCAGUUUUUUGUUAAAUAUUAAUUACAAAAUAAUAUUACUUAAAAAAAUGCAUGGGUUUAUAUCCAUCUUUUAAAUAUAAAGUACUCAAAUUUUUGUAUAACAAAAAAUACAGUUUUAGAGAUAUUGAUAACUAGUGACCGUUUGUUAAAGUGCUUUUGCAAAAAUGUAUAACAGAACAUUUCAAGCUUUUUGUACAAUUUACGAAUUUAUUUUAUUUGAAGAAGUAAUUUGAACACUA
Molecule: messenger RNA, 1375 nt
Organism: Drosophila ficusphila
Lineage: Eukaryota; Metazoa; Arthropoda; Insecta; Diptera; Drosophilidae
Product: beta-lactamase-like protein 2 homolog
Exons: 2
Coding region: 208-1086 (292 amino acids)
Cellular component (GO): mitochondrial matrix
Molecular function (GO): single-stranded RNA binding; RNA endonuclease activity
Source: RefSeq, a predicted model, not a curated record